This is a messenger RNA of Epinephelus moara (kelp grouper), 6387 nucleotides long. Its product is annotated as protein unc-13 homolog B-like. The transcript has 31 exons. The coding region runs from base 29 to 3646 and encodes 1205 amino acids. The record is from RefSeq and is a predicted model, not a curated record. Lineage: Eukaryota; Metazoa; Chordata; Actinopteri; Perciformes; Serranidae. Gene Ontology annotation, biological process: neuromuscular junction development; synaptic vesicle maturation; dense core granule priming. Gene Ontology annotation, molecular function: syntaxin-1 binding; calcium ion binding; diacylglycerol binding. Gene Ontology annotation, cellular component: presynaptic active zone cytoplasmic component; plasma membrane; presynaptic membrane.
GAGAGAGACCAGGCGCAACCUCGCCAGUAUGACUAUGUCCACAUGCUCUCAGGAUGACUUCGAACCAGAUGGAAGUCAAGACGCAGAACAGAGUCGAGAUCAAGAUGGUGACCCCAGCAAGCACCCAUGGGCCAAACCAGGGGGAAACACACCGUUUGGCAUUGACAGCAUGCCAGACCUCCGCAAGAGGAGACCAAUUCCCCUUGUUAGUGAACUGUCUAUGAUACAGUCCAGGAAAGCUGGACUCGCCCACACAUUGGCCACACGGACCUCCCUGAAAGACGAGGAGCUUAAAAACCAUGUGUACAAGAAGACCCUGCAGUCUCUGAUCUACCCCAUCUCCUGCACCACGCCACACAAUUUUGAGGUCUGGACGGCCACUACACCGACCUACUGCUACGAGUGCGAGGGUCUGCUGUGGGGCAUCGCCCGGCAGGGUAUGCGCUGCGCAGAGUGCGGGGUCAAAGUGCAUGAGAAAUGCCAAGAGCUGCUGAACGCCGACUGCCUGCAGAGAGCAGCUGAGAAGAGCUCCAAGACCGGGGCAGAGGACCGGACACAGCACAUUAUCAUGGCCAUGAAGGACAGGAUGAAGAUCCGUGAGAGGAACAAGCCAGAGAUCUUUGAGGAGAUCCGGAGAGUGUUCAACGUCACCAAGAUGAUCCACGUCCAGCAUAUGAAGAGCAUCAAGCAGAGUGUCCUGGACGGCACUUCCAAGUGGUCGGCCAAGAUCACCAUCAACAUCGUCAGCGCGCAGGGUCUCCAGGCCAAGGACAGAACGGGCUCCAGCGACCCCUAUGUCACCAUCCAAGUCGGGAAGACGAAGAAGAGGACAAAGACCAUCUACGGCAACCUGAACCCAGUCUGGGAGGAAAAGUUUAGCUUCGAGUGUCACAACUCAUCAGAUCGUAUCAAGCUGCGAGUUUGGGAUGAAGACGAUGACAUCAAAUCUCGAGUGAAGCAGCGUCUGAAGAGGGAGUCGGACGACUUCUUGGGUCAGAGCAUCAUCGAGGUCCGAACUCUGAGCGGAGAGAUGGACGUCUGGUACAACCUGGAGAAGAGAACAGACAAGUCAGCGGUGUCUGGUGCCAUUCGUCUUCAGAUCAGUGUGGAGAUCGAGGGAGAGGAAAAGGUGGCACCAUACCAUGUUCAGUACACGUGCCUUCAUGAGAAUAUGUUCCACUUCUCGACGGACGUGGAAGGAGGCGGCAUGGUGAAGAUCCCCGUGGCUCAAGGAGAUGAUGCCUGGAAGGUUUACUUUGAUGAGGUGCAGCAGGAGAUCGUGGAUGAGUUCGCCAUGCGCUACGGCAUCGAGUCCAUAUACCAGGCCAUGACCCAUUUCUCUUGCCUGUCCUCUAAGUACAUGCUGUCAGGGGUGCCGGCAGUGAUGAGCACCCUGCUGGCCAACAUCAAUGCCUUCUACGCCCACCCAACCGCCUCCACCAACGUCUCUGCUCCGGCUAGAUUUGCAGCCUCCAACUUCGGGAGAGAUCGUUUUGUGAAGCUUCUGGAUCAACUGCACAACUCCCUGCGUAUCGACCUCUCCAUGUACAGAAACAACUUCCCAGCCAGCAGCAAGCCUCGCCUCCACGACCUCAAGUCAACAGUGGAUCUUCUCACCAGCAUCACCUUCUUCAGGAUGAAGGUCCUGGAGCUGCAGAAUCCUCCCAGAGCCGCCAACGUGGUGCGGGACUGCGUCAAGGCCUGCCUGAACUCCACCUACGAGUACAUCUUCAACAACUGUCUCGAGCUCUUCAACCGCCAGUUCCAGCCCGCUGUACCACCAGAGGAGCAGGGCCCGAGCAUCCAGAAUCUGGACUUUUGGCCUAAACUCAUCACGCUCAUCGUCUCCAUUAUUGAGGAGGACAAGAACUCCUACACACCCAUUAUUAACCAGUUUCCUCAGGAACUCGAUGUGGGUAAAGUCAGCGCGGAGGUCAUUUGGAGGCUUUUUGCUCAGGACAUGAAAUAUGCUCUGGAGGAACACGAGAAGCAUAAACUCUGUAAGACUGCUGACUACAUGAACCUGCACUUCAAGGUCAAGUGGCUUUAUAACGAGUAUGUUAAGGACCUGCCCGCCUUCUCUGACACUGUGCCUGAGUACCCUGCGUGGUUCCUUCAGUUUGUCCUGGCCUGGCUGGCUGAAAACGAGGAGGUGUCGAUGGAGUUCAUGCACGGGGCGCUGGAGAGAGACAAGAGGGAAGGGUUCCAGCAGACGUCUGAGCAUGCUCUGUUCUCCAGCUCAGUGGUGGACAUUUUCACUCAGCUCAACCAGAGCUUUGAGAUCAUCAAGAAGCUGGACUGCCCCGACCCCGCUGUGGUGGCACAAUAUAAUCGACGCUUCGCCAAGACGAUCACCAAAGUGCUGCUGCAGUACUGUGCCCUGCUAGCCAAGAGCUUUCCCUCCUACUGUGAGAAGGAGAAGAUACCCUGCGUGCUGAUGAACAACAUCCAGCAGAUGAGGGUCCUGUUGGAGAAGAUGUUUGAGUCGAUGGGAGCAAAACAGCUGGAUACAGAGGCGGCUGACAUCCUCAAUGAGCUGCAGGUGAAGCUCAACACCUUCUUGGACAACUUCAGCACUGUGUUUGCCAAAAGUUUCCAGACUCGUAUUAAUGGCUGCAUGCGUCAGAUGGCUGAGAUCCUGUACCAGAUCAAAGGCCCCCCCAACCACAACACUGCAGAGGCAGACGCUGACACCAUGCUGAGACCCCUCAUGGAGUUCUUGGACGGGAAUCUCAGUAUCUUUGCUGACAUCUGUGAGAAGACGGUGCUGAAGAGGAUCCUGAAGGAUCUGUGGAAGAUCGUCCUGAGCAGCCUGGAGAAGACCAUCGUCCUGCCUCAGAGCAAUGACAGCCUGGGUGCUCAGCUCCUCACAGCAGCUAAAGGACUGUCUAAUCUCAAGGGAGGUGGAGAAGCCAAAACCUUGACGCCCAAACAGUGUGUGAUUAUCGACGCAGGGCUGGAGACCAUCAAGCAAUACUUCCACGCAGGAGGAAACGGGCUGAAGAAGGCGUUUGUGGAGAAAAGUCCUGAACUGGCGUCGCUGCGUUACGCCCUUUCCCUAUACUCACAGAGCACAGAUGCUCUCAUCAAGACCUUCGUCACCACACAGCACUCCCAAGGCGCGGGGAUAGAGAAGCCCAUCGGAGAGGCCAUCCUGCAGAUCGACAUGAUGCUCGGGAAGGAACGCAAAGUCACUGUCAGAGUUAUCGCUGUGAACGAUAUGAAGUGGCAGACAUCAGGGAUGUUCCGGCCUUUUGUUGACGUCUCCAUGGUCGGUCCCUUCCUGGCCGACAAGAAGCGCAAGUUCACCACAAAAUCCAAGAACAACAGCUGGUCGGCGAAGUUCAACGAGUCUUUCCAGUUCACCCUGGGUAAAGAGUCCCCAGACUGCUACGAGCUCCAGGUGACGGUGAAGGAUUACUGCUUCGGCCGUGCAGACCGGGUGGUCGGCAUGGCCGUGGUUCAGCUGCGCGAUGUCGCUGAUCGCAAGAGCUGCGUGUGCUGGUGUCCGAUCGGGCCACGCAUUCAGACCGACGAGACGGGCUUGACUGUGAUGCGUAUCCUGUCCCAGCGGCCUGCUGAUGAAGUGGCCAAAGAGUUUGUCAAGCUGAAAUCUGAAACUCGUCCUGUGGAGGAGGGCAGAUGAGCAGAGAUCCAAGAGAGAUGGGUAGAAAUGGUGAAAAUGUGAAACUGACAUGAUCACAGUCGGGGUUGAGUCAGGGCUACGUGGCUGUCACUGUCAUCCUCAUCCUCAGUAAACACAGACGAUUAAAGCCUCUGAUGUGGAAGAGGUUCUUCAAAAGACGCAGCAGACACAACUAAAAUGACCAUUUUAAUAGAUGUGAUAACAAAGAAAUUCAUUCAAUUCAAUAGACAAAUUGUGGAAGGAGGUGUUUUCUCAAAAUGUUGAUAAAGAACAUGAGCGACUUUGGGUUUAAAUCACCAACUCAGAGGUCGGAAAUUGUUUCAGUUCACUGCAGAGAAACUCUCUGAUUCUGAUGUCGUGUGUAGCAAACUAAAUCUGUUGUCUGUCGGCCAUCAGAGCUGCUAAUGCACACCUUUUUACCAAACAUCCAUUCAGUGGAAUGAAUGAACCUGUGUCGCUGUCUACCUGACGGUAUAAAAAGAUGUUACCAACGCAGUUGUCUAAACACCAUCUGAACAUGAGCAGUACAUUCUGACUGCUAUGAAGUGACUGUUUAAUGAUCAUAAGUAAUUAUGACAUGAGAUGAAGUGAGUUGGAGGAGGUAAUCCAAGAGUCUUGUACUGUUUGAGCCUUUAAGGCUCACAGAGAUCCUGUGACAUCGGCACCACUGUUGAUUCUAGUGUCCCAACACUGUUUCCCAAAAACAUGACACUGGAUACACGUCAUUAACCAGCUAAUUAAUGUCACAAUAACGCAUAAGGAUUAACAUGUGACAUACUUAGCAUGAGCUUCAGUUUGUAAGAAACAUUUAAGCAUCUCAGAAUUGAUCAGCCAGUUCAUAAAAAUAAGACACAACGCGCUUGACUCACAUUAGACCUGAAAGACUGGGUGCUGGAUCCUGACGAAAAAGUUAAGACUUGGACAGAACUCCUGUUUAACUUUUUAGUAUUGCCACACGGUCACAUACACAACAAUUUAUUGGUCAACAACCAGAUCAAUGGUAACUCAUUUAUCAUUUAACAUGACAAUAGAAUUAAGUGCAACACACAUCGUUUGUAUCAAGUGUCACAUCCUUUGAUUCACACCUGUCGACAAGCGUAGAUGCAUCUUACAGAAAGAAGCACUAUAGUCAGGAUACAGUAGCCAGGGUACGCCAUGAAACUGAAGCAUGUUUACGCUGGGAAAUGUUGUACAAGAGGUGAUGAAGUGUGAUUGAGUCAAACCAAAACAAGUGUGUCAAGAUCAAGCGGCAACUUUCGGGCACGGAAAAAGAAGCCAAUGCAAAAGUGCCAAAAGUGCAGUUCCUCUUAUGGCCACUUGGGGCUGGCUCUAAAAGCCAUUCAGUCCCCACAGACCCCCAACGUCACAGCAGAAAUACACAUGUUUACAGCCUGUUACGAAAAACAAUUUUGAUCUCUUUAUAUAAUUUCAACAUUCAUGACAACUGUUCAAGGGUGAAUUUUUUUAAUAACUCACUCGUUUACAUUUUCUUAUGGUUUAAACAGGCUGUCUGUGAGGCGUCACCACAGUCUAUGAGUCAGAUCCACCACUUACUUGUCCACAGCUCUACCUUCUCCUCCAAAUAUGGUCACAUAUGGCUAAAAAAUCCAAGCUGGCGAUGACCAAAAUGAUGCCAGUGAAUGUGUUGCCCUUUAGUGAUGGACUUCUGGUAGUAUUUUUCCAGAUAGACUCUUGAAUGAAAGAAAAGACGACACCCUAGGAAAUGAUUUUCAGUUUAAAUCAGUCAGUUCUCAGUUACGUAGCCUUAAGAAAAUGUUGGCUAGCUAAUGUCGCUAGCUCACAUACUCAGUGGGAUUCAGACCUAAAUGAAUGGGUUCUACAAAGUGAAAGGCGUUGAUUUUAUUUUCUGAAGCAAAGGAUUAUGGGUAUAGUUUUAAGUAUCUGACUGACCACUGGACUGUGGCUGCAGAGCAAAGGUUUUUAAAUUCUGUUUCUGCCAAGUGUGAAACUGUGACUGUGGACACUGUUUACCCGUCGACCUGCUCUGACUGGAAACAGCCAAAAGCUGACGACCUGUUUUCAGGCGUGAAGUCGUGUGAACAGCUUUGAUGGAGGUUCAGAAACGGACCUCCAAGGAUUUUAUUUUAUCUGUUUUUAAAGCUCAAAAUUGGAUGAAAAAACAAAACAAAAGUCUUUCAGCCUUGUCGUGCAUGCGCAGUCACAUACUGCACCAAUCAUAUGUCUAUGAAUACCUGAUUGGUGUUUCUGCAUUAGGCGCAUUACAAACUCGGACCAGGAUGGAAAAUAAAAACAGGCAGGUUGUUGAACUAACUUAAGUGUAACUGGGUUUGAUCCACACUAUUGUAUGUUUACUACGUGCCAAGAAACGCAAGUGUUCAGCGAGCCAUGUUCAACUAGCUCUCUUUGCAUAUUUUGGGUUGUUUGCGGACAGAUGUGGCCACUGUAGAUGUCCCAAAUCUUACUGCACGUUUGCCAAAACUUGCUGCACUGUGGCUCCAAACUUAUAGUAGAAUUUCAACGAGGUAUUCUGGAAACUAGUUUAGAGUUCUGACGUUAGUCCGGCUGUGUUAAACUGAACAAAGACUUGUCUGCAGUAGGGUUUGAGUUAUCUUAUAGUGGACACAGCUGCAGUGACAACUGAACUCUUGCACUCAAACUGUAAGUUUGUAAAAAGUUAAAAAAAUAAAUAAAUAAAGCCUACGACCAGAGCAUGUAUUUAUUGUAUACAGAGUCAACUAGAAUUGUGAUCUUUUUCAUGU